UGCCUUUUGCGCUUGCACUUGCCCGCGGACGAGUGGCGUUUCUCUCCACGCACUUCAGUGCAGUCCUGCGUGCCGUGCACCAAGUGACCAAAUGCUGGAUUCUGCUCGUCUGGUCGGGUGUGCUUCUUGUUCGUGCUACCCUGUUGCCCGUCUGUGAGCAGUUAUCGAUUUUACAAUGCCCUCUCGUGUAUAGUCAGCAGAGGCUUGCAGCUUCACGCUGGCUUCGCUGACUUUUUUCCAAACCCCAAACGGUCAUUGAGCUGCACCCAGUGUGCAUUUUCGUACCAUUGCAAGUGCAAAUCGAGCUCUAGCAGCACGUCAGGUAGUCACCACUCGCCAUGGCCGAAAAUCAACUUUCGAUCACUGAGGAUUCCGAGGAUGCUCUGUUAGGCAGUGUUGGGAGCGAAGAUGACCUGGCCGCUGACUGCGAGUCGCCACAAGGCGUUCAUAAGCGAGGAACUCUGUCCAAAUGGACAAAUUUCUUCCAUGGCUGGCAGAAUCGCUACGUCGUGCUUAGCAAUGGAACGUUGUCUUACUAUCGAUCAGAGUUCGACACGACGUUCGGCUGCAGAGGUUCAAUGAGUCUGGGAAUGGCACGGAUUGAGGCGCAUGAGUAUGAUCCACUCCGCUUCGACGUCGCCGUCAACGAUUCCGUGUACUAUUUGCGGUGUGGCACGCUGGAGGAACGCCAAGAAUGGCUGGAGCUGGUGAAACAAGCUAAAUUGAUCAAGCAAGCCGAUCAAGGCUACAGCAGCGAUGGAACCAGCCUCAACAGCUUACAGCGUGCACCAUCACUCAUGUCUGUCAACUCAGUCAUGUCUGUUGCCUCAAAUACUUCCAAGUCGACAGCGACCCAGACGAGCAGCAACCGCCUCAAAGAGAAGAUGCUGGAAAUGGAGACGUUCCGGGACAUUCUCAACCGCCAGGUGGACACGAUGCAGGGCUUCUUCGACCAGUGCAGUGCCACGGCGACAUCAGCGGAGCAGCUGGACGAGGACAAUGACGAGGACUGCAGGAAGGCAGUGAGAAACCUGAAGCAGCUCUCGGAGAAGGGCAUUGACUUCCGCGGCGAGUCCAUCACGUUCCGGGCAACGCUGCAAGGUUUACUGUCGACCAUAUCAUACUGCAAUGAUCUGAUCACGCGACGUGACGAGACCAUGAAGAAGCGACUGGAGCGUGAAAUCGAGCGACGGCGCAAGGCCGAGCAGUCGGUCAAAUCGCGACGCACCGCGGCAUCGUCGACGUCGGCCGCUGCUUCUGCUGCCGGUGGCCGUAUGAUGGGAGGACCGGACUUUGAAGAGGGCCCGUACUGCGCCAUGAAGGAAGACGACUUCCUGGACGCCAUCGAGAACGAGUGCGAUCGCAUGGACCAGGAGGAGGAAGAGGCGGAGCGUCGAGCACAAUCGCUGAACAGUCUCGACGACCAGUCCGACUCGCUCAGCCAGGAUACAACGCAGAACCCGGCCAUGCAGGAACUGGAGGUGAAGCUGAGUGAGACGCUUCGCUAUUGCUACGAGGACGUUGGUUCCGGCUGGACAGCAGUACAUGAGGAUGGCGAUAUGAAGGUAUACCGUCGUGAUCUUGAAGAGGGUGGAGUGGUGCUGGAUCCGCUGAAGGCCAUCCACACCGUCCCGGGGGUCACUGCGUACGAGCUGACACAUUACUUCUUCGAUGAGAAGUAUCGCUUGCAAUGGGAAGGCACGCUGGACUCGUUCAGUGUUUUGGAACGGCUCAGCCCCAACACACUCAUCAUGCACCAGGUGCACAAACGCGUAUGGCCCUCGUCGCAGCGCGACGUCGUCUUCGUCUCGCACAAGCGCGAGCUGCCGCAGCGCUGUGCCAUCAAGGAGCGCGGCAAGGCCUACGUCGUGUGCAAUUGCUCGACGGAGCACGAAAAGGACCCGAAUACGAACGGCAAGUUCAUCCGUGCCAAGGCGAACAUCUUCAUGUUGGCGCACACACUAUGCACGGCUGCACCCGGUGAAGAAAUCGACCGCAGCCACAUCACCUGCCAGAUCACCUACUCGGCGAAUGUGAAUCCCGGCGGAUGGGCACCGCCAUCCGUAGUUCGUGCCGUGUCCAAACGCGAGUAUCCCAAGUUCCUACGGCGCUUCUCUCAGUUCGUUGUCAAGCAGACCCAAGACUGCGAGAUUGAGUUUGGGCCAGAGAAACCCGAUGAGCUGGACACAAUGUCGGCAGGUGACCUGGAUUUGUCCUCGUCGUCCGAUUCCGGCGAAUAGAGGGUCGCCUAGACUAGUUUCAGCCAGCGGUUUGUGAUCUCGUUUCUUGGACUCUUUCGAUGGUUGGUGAUCCUGAAGCACUCCGCUUGCACUUUGUAAUCGACUAUGCCCAUGGUCUGGCAUAUGACGUAAUCAGAGUAGUCACGAUGUCACGGUUGUGCUGUUGCACGACGUCAUGCAGAAGCCAUCACCUGCAUAGUUUCGUAGCGCCCCUGUCUACUCUGCAGCUGCAACUCUCUGGCGUUCCGUGACAGCUUAGUCAACGGACAAACGCCUGCGCCGAAAAUUAGAAUUUGAACUUUGAUGAAAAGCAUGUGUUGUGCAACUUGUCCCUAGGUCGUGCAAACGCGCACUAUAGGUGUCCGAUGAUUGAGAGCAUGUAUGACUAGCAUAAUAUCACAUGUGUUGUUUUCUUUUUCUUUCUUUUAUUAUUUUCACAAUUCCACAGUUCUCCCAGCACCCGUGUCCGUAAUACACUGGCCCAGUUUGAAGCUAUACUCACUCGGUUGAACACACACUUAGCACUUUAACCUCUCCUGUCUCCUUCCAAGCAUAUCCACGUCAAGCACCGUGUACGCCACUAACACAACUGCACAUAGCCCACGUUUCCCUCUGUUUGAGUUUGCUUGAACAGCCCUCGACAACUCGCACAUAUCGCCUAAAGCUAGCUUUAAAUUUUUCCGGUCGCCACCCAUGCACAGCGACAGCUUCCAGCAGGUGUGCUUAUGUUGUCACCGAUCUAUGCGCUCCAGAGAUACAGAUAAAUAUAUCCAAGCACUCGUGCACACGCACACUCAGACACACGCACACACACACACACACACACACACGCACUUCUCAAGGCACCGGCUGCCUUUCUAACUUAAUCCCCUAUGCUCCAAGAUAUGCUCGCAAAAGCUACUUUCUGCUGUUUCCUAUGUUGCACACUAAUAGGGUGCCUUUUGUCAUCAACAUCAUCAAAUUUCUAGGUGUUUUCUCAGUAAAUCUAUUUUCUGUGCAUUUGAAUACAUGUCCAGUGCAACGAGCAGUGGACACUGUUUCCUA
Messenger RNA from Sycon ciliatum, 3284 nucleotides. Its product is annotated as ceramide transfer protein-like. Gene Ontology annotation, biological process: ER to Golgi ceramide transport. Bases 339 to 2240 code for a protein of 633 amino acids. The transcript is spliced from 10 exons. NCBI's taxonomy places the organism in Eukaryota, Metazoa, Porifera, Calcarea, Leucosolenida, Sycettidae. Gene Ontology annotation, molecular function: lipid binding. The record is from RefSeq and is a predicted model, not a curated record.